CUCUAAGGUUAAGCAGAUUUAUAUGUGAAAGGACAACCUGCAGUUGACAGAGUGAAGACAUGUGCCACUUCUUGUUUACACCAGUUCUGCAAAGCUAAUCCCAGAAUCUCUGCCUUUUCUUGGUAUUUUCAAACUCAAUAAAAACACAAAGACUUGAGGAGCAGAGUAGGUGGCACAUUUUAAAUACUUUUUCAAAUGGUGCUUUGCUUCAGUGUGUUCUCAUUACUAAAGCAGGGCAUUUGCUGAAAUAAAAAAAGAAAUUGUGCACAAAGCAAAUGAAUAUGCUGGGAAAUAUAAAGUCAAGAAAAUUAAUGAGUGUUAACAACAUCCAUGGUGCAGCCAAGAUCAGACCUGUCUGUACCAAAAUCAGCAUCUUCAUUCAAGGACUUCCCUCUCUCACUCUACAAAUUCUUCUCAGUGGUACCCAAAUUCUUCUUGAAGCUGAUGGAAGCAAGCUCUGACUAUUCUAUAAACUAAUUCUCACUGAACAAGAACCAUCCUUCUGAAAUCAGCAGAGGCUACAUUGCUGUAGGUAACAGAGAAUCACAGUCACAUGCUGGAAAAGACCCUUGAGAUCACUGAGUCCAACCAUUAACCCAGCACUGCCAAGCCCACCAGUAACCUGUGUCCCUAAGCACCAUGCCUGAUGGUCUUAGAGGCCUUUUCAACAUAAACCAUCCUAUGAUUUUAUGACUCCAGAGAUCUGAUGGCAUAGCCACUUUUUUUAUCUAACUGUGCACCCAGUCCCGGUGUAAAGCAUUCCCUUGGAUACACAGCAGAGGAAUUGCUGGCAGAAGAACCUGUUUAGGUUUGGCACAUAUGCAACCCACAGCUUUUUGCCUGUGUGUCCAAGGUUUUGCUCUGAGCUGUUGGGGCUCUGCAGGGCUGCAUGACCCUGCCCUGUGCUGCAAGCAGACAAGUGAAGCCCGAAGGAACAGUCCAGCUGCAUUUCCCUGAGGCUGCCCCACAACACAGGGCAAGAAGGAGCUCCUGGGAUCAGAGGCUUGCCCUGGAGUCCAGUUCUUGGACUCAGAAGGUGACACAAGAGGGCAAACAAUGGUUUUCCAAGAAAACUCCCCUGUGGACUCUUUACAGACUAUCCUCACCUGUCCCCAGAGCCUUCUGGGAAGGAAAUGGCCACCUGCCAGCUCCUCAAAUCCUGACCCACUUUUCCUGAGAACUCAACAAGGGAGAGUUUCACAGACAAGAGGAAAUCCCUAAACAACAUGCAGCCCAGAGAGUGGAAAGUUUUUUUCUUGGGGGAGGUUGGGUUUGUUGUGAUUCUUCCCCCCCCUCCUCCAACUUCCCAAUGAAUGCAUCUGGCAGCUCUCUGUCCCUGCCAGUGCAGGAUCCUGGCGGAAACCAGAGCUGGGAGGGCUCUUCCUGGCUGGGACAGGCUUCCCAGGAGGGUGAGGGAUUUACACUGGCCACCUCUCGCCGUUGUCCCCAGCGGUGUCACACUGAGGGCCAUGUGCAGUGGCAAGCUGCAGACGGCUUUGCUGGUGGCCGGCUACUUUGUGUACCUGCUGGUGGGUGCUGCGGUGUUCCAGGCCCUGGAGAGGACUGCAGAGAAGCAGGAGAAAAUGGCAGCUGCACAGAUGAAGGAGGCUUUUCUGCAGAACUUCACGCAGCUCACGGUGGCAGAGAUGGAGCAGUUCAUGAAGGUAUCUCUCACUGCUUUCCUUCUGAUUGUGGUCACUUGGAUGCUUCCAGCAAAUCACUCUGUGGUGUGAGCAGGCAGCUCACUCUGAUGAACCUGAUUGAAGCCAUUCAAAAUGGAGUGUACCCUGUUGGAAAUGAGUCACAGUUUGAAGAGAGCAACUGGGAUUUCAGCAACUCCUUCUUCUUUGCAGGCACAGUUGUCUCCACAAUAGGCUAUGGCACAUUACAUCCUAAAACUGUUGGGGGACAGAUCUUCUGUGUGUUUUUUGCUCUUUUUGGAAUCCCUCUGAACAUUGUUUUUCUGCACCGUGUCGGUAAGAUGCUCUCACUGCUCUGUAAAAAGCUGGGGAAAUUCCUGUACGAGAAAGGAAUGAGAAAGAAGAAGAUCAAAUUUCUGACCCUUCUGUUCUUCCUGGCCACGGGGAUCCUGGUUUUUCUGUGCUUGCCUUCAGUCUUCUUCCAGAUAACAGAGGGCUGGUCCUACAGUGAAGGGAUUUACUUUGCAUUUAUCACCCUCAGCACCAUUGGCUUUGGAGAUUAUGUAGUAGGCAAACAGUCUGACAGGAAAUACUUUUCCUACUAUCGAGUGCUUGUGGCCAUUUGGAUUAUUUUUGGCCUUGCCUGGAUUGCUCUGCUGUUUAAUUUAUUGACAACAGUAUUAGAAGAUACUGAAAAAAUAAUUGUCAAGGAUCUCCAGCAAAUUGGAAAGGUGAGUAAGGACAGUGUGGGAAGCCAGCAAAGAAGAUGCUGGCCUGUUCAAUUUAUUCCAGAAGAAGAACUGCUACCACCACGUGCUGGAGGGGAUGCACAGAAAAUGGAGUCAUUAACAGCAGAUUCUGAACACACAAAAAAUGAAAAAAAAGUGUUUUCUAAUAGCAAUACUAUUGCCUUAACGUGUUGAGAAUUGAAUUCAUCAUUGAACAAUUGCUAGUUAAUUAUUCUAAAGAAAUUCCCAUAGAAAUAAAAUUUCUCCUACCUUUUGCUGAGAUAAGAUCUUUUAGAACUUAAGACUUACAGUUACACAAAGCCUGAAUAUUAAUGGUAAGAAAUUUGCUCCUCAGUUUGCAGCUGGGUUGUGCUAACAACCUGAGAAGUGCACUUGCUUUGCAAGGUGUUCUUAAGGUGCUUUCACAAAAAAUGCAGAGGAGGGGCAUGGAAGAGCUUGCUGGUUCUGUUCGGAUUUUGCAGCUUGCAAGAAAUCACGUCUCUUCCAGGAACUGACAUGCACAAGCUUUUUUGGGGCAUUGCACAGCACUUCUGGAAAAAGAAAUGAGGGUAUAUAACUUAAUAGAUGCCUGACUUGAGCCAUCAUAUUGGAUAAGGUGUUAUGAUCUCAAAGACAUGUUUAAAUGACAAGAACUGAGCUCAGUUCAGAGACACUAGAAGCAUCUAAUGGACAGGGUUAUGAAAAGGUUAGCAUGUUAGAAGUGAUUGAUUCUACCUCUUCCUGGUUUAUACUAAGAUGAAUAAAGGCAAUUCCAGCUUUUAUCCCUGUA
Molecule: messenger RNA, 3158 nt
Organism: Cyanistes caeruleus (blue tit)
Lineage: Eukaryota; Metazoa; Chordata; Aves; Passeriformes; Paridae
Product: potassium channel, subfamily K, member 16-like
Biological process (GO): stabilization of membrane potential; potassium ion transmembrane transport
Cellular component (GO): plasma membrane
Molecular function (GO): potassium ion leak channel activity; outward rectifier potassium channel activity
Source: RefSeq, a predicted model, not a curated record